Messenger RNA from Suillus paluster, 975 nucleotides. RefSeq lists its product as uncharacterized. The transcript is spliced from 7 exons. The record is from RefSeq and is a predicted model, not a curated record. Lineage: Eukaryota; Fungi; Basidiomycota; Agaricomycetes; Boletales; Suillaceae. The coding region runs from base 1 to 975 and encodes 324 amino acids. Gene Ontology annotation, biological process: ergosterol biosynthetic process. Gene Ontology annotation, molecular function: cytochrome-b5 reductase activity, acting on NAD(P)H.
AUGUCCUUCAUUCGAGCAGCGACGAUCGCCCGUUCUGUGGCAACGAACAGCUGCAGACGUUACUCGGUCGAAGCUGGUGCGAAGAAAUCAUCUAACCUCGGACUUUACCUGGGCGGCGCUGGUCUCGUUGGUCUUGGGACGUAUGUGUAUAUGGGUUUCGGUACUGCGCAGGCGGGAAUUGCCAAGAAGGACCUGAAGAGCCCUCUUGACCCGUCAAAAUACAUCGACCUCAAGCUUAAGAGGGUAGAGCCUUACAAUCACAACACCGCUAAGUUUGUGCUUGAGCUCGGAAAGGGCGAGGCUUCGCUUCUUCCGGUUGCUUCCUGUGUUUAUAUUGAGACUCCGGACUUUAAGGAUGCCAAGGGCGAGCCUAUGCAUCGCCCGUAUACCCCCAUUUCAGCGUCUGACCUUGAAGGAGAGCUGGUUUUUAUCAUCAAAAAAUACGAGACAGGCAAUGUCUCCAAGCACAUUCACUCUCUCAAGGCUGGGGACACUCUAAAAAUCAAAGGUCCUCUCGCAAAAUGGUCUUGGAAGAUGAAUGAGCUGGAAGAAGUUGGCCUCAUUGGUGGUGGAAGUGGAAUCGCUCCACUCUACCAGGUCCUGCAACAUGCUCUUGCAGACAAGUCGAACAAGACCAAGUUCAAGCUUCUGUACGCCAAUGUUACUGAGCAAGAUAUCCUACUUCGCGAGGAGUUCGACGCCAUGAAGAAAAAAUACCCCGAUACUUUUGAUGUCGUAUAUGUUCUUGACAAGGGCGAUGCUAACUGGAAGGGUUCCACUGGAUACAUUGGCGCUGACCUCAUUAAGCAGCACAUUGCACCGCCAUCACUGGGCGAGAAAGUGAAGGUCUUCAUCUGCGGUCCGCCUGGACAGGUUGUCUCGAUUGCAGGCAAGAAGAAUGGUAUGAAGCAGGGUGAACUAAAGGGUGUUCUUAAGGAGUUGGGUUACACCGAAGACCAGGUGUAUAAAUUCUGA